AUAACUUCCGAUAUGUUCUCUCUAUAGUUGAAGAAGACCGUCCUUAUCAGUUUAGAAAACAGAUGGACAAUACCCAUGACGCAAGAAUAAUUGACGUGUGGACGCGUGCAAGAAACGCUGUUGGACGCAUCAGAGGGCCACAAUACACCGGAACAGGGAUAAGAGUUGGUACCAAGUACAUUCUCACUGCCUAUCAUGUCGCAAAAGACAUAACAAAAGAAAACAUAGGUGACACUGAAGACUGGUCAAAGCUAGGCUCCAAACAUGUCUGGAUAGAGUUCCAUUUUCCAAAAACAAACGGUGAACAAUUUCAUUUUAAACCUGAGCGGCCAGUAUACGACGAGAAACUUGAUUUCGCAAUUUUGGAAUUGGACUCUGGAGAAUCUGAAAUCCCUCAACCAAUAAGAAAAUUUGGUAAACCAGACUACAAGCAAGUAUUUGCAUUGCUUGGCCACCCAACAAAACCGAAUAGUGAAAUAAUGCAAUUCGAUUCUAAUAUUGAACUUUUUGAUCUGGAUGCUGAUAAGAACAGCAAUCGACGUGGUUAUAUGAUCGCAAAUGACGAAGUAAAGCCUGGGUAUGAGGGAAUCUGGGAUAAAGGGAAAGUUCUGUUCGAUUGUUGGGUCCAGCAUGCAGCGUCUGGGUCACCCGGAAUCGUUAUGGGAAACAAUGACGAAGAACCGAUUUGCACUUUGAUGUUGGCGAGAGGAUUCCCGGUACAGGCAUUCUCAGAGGGUGUCAAUACCCAACACGAAGAAAUGAUUGAGCAAGGUGUAACAAUGGAGGAGAUUGCUAACAAAAUCAACAGUCUGGGAAAUAGCGCCAAACGUCUGAAGAUAGACAUAUUUGGUGAAAAUUUUCCGUAACACUGAAUAAAGAAUGUGGACUUUCUAGUGCCUUUUUCAUUGGGUGUCACGUGACCACAAUUUGUGACACCCAAAUCAGAUCAAAGGUGCACUACGCCAGUAAUCAUGAGUUGAGGAAGUUUUCGAUAACUGUGAUUUUUGUAUUUUUCUUUGAAUCAAUACGCUAUCGUAAUUUCCCUAACAACUGAAACUGCAAAAAGCAUAGUACAGUAAAAAGUUACAUAGGAAACAUAAUCUUUUAGAAAUCGUAACAUUUAUUUUUGAUAAAUUCCUUUUUUAAAUCCCGUUUACAAUGAAAAAAUGUAGAUUUUUUGUAUGGGUCCAUAUUUACAUUUGUAAAUUUGGACAAAGCAUAGUUUGGACUUUAAGUAGAAUCGGGAUACAAAAUUGUAGCUGUACGAGCGAGUUUGAUGUUCUAGUGGCAGCUAUAUAUGUUGUAUCGAUGUCAUUACGUUUGAUUUGUAAAUAAAGUUCAUCUAUAUAUUUUA
Mizuhopecten yessoensis (Yesso scallop) is the source of this 1354-nucleotide messenger RNA. RefSeq lists its product as uncharacterized. The transcript has 2 exons. NCBI's taxonomy places the organism in Eukaryota, Metazoa, Mollusca, Bivalvia, Pectinida, Pectinidae. The coding region runs from base 63 to 866 and encodes 267 amino acids. The record is from RefSeq and is a predicted model, not a curated record.